AUGGAGAAAGUGGUGCGCGAUUCCUCAGAAAAGAAUUCAAUAUCUAAUUGUAUCUGCGAUAGACCAGAGAGAACUGUAAAAUGCCUGACUUGUGGAGCGACAUUUCGAGGUCAUGCUGCACUUGUGUGCAAUGAACAUCCAAGAAGAAUCAAUUUAAUGGAUGUACGGCUUUGUCCCAAUACAUCAUGCCGUAGCGCUUACUUAAUGGAGUUUGAAGAAGUCCAACCUAUCGAUUUAUUCUUUUACCAAGAUGUUUGGUCUAUCCUCAGUCGAAGAACUUCCGGUUUAAGUCAGCUAAUAUCUCAUGGAAUAUUUCUUCAUCUAGGUGAGAUAAAGAGGAAUCUGAUAACUGAAAAAAAUAUCCCAAAAAAAAAACUCAAAAAUAUAUCCCAGUUAAUUUCGAAUCAUUGA
Messenger RNA from Brugia malayi, 411 nucleotides. Its product is annotated as Hsp20/alpha crystallin family protein. The coding region runs from base 1 to 411 and encodes 136 amino acids. NCBI's taxonomy places the organism in Eukaryota, Metazoa, Nematoda, Chromadorea, Rhabditida, Onchocercidae. The transcript is spliced from 3 exons. The record is from RefSeq and is a predicted model, not a curated record.